Molecule: messenger RNA, 1448 nt
Organism: Radiomyces spectabilis
Lineage: Eukaryota; Fungi; Mucoromycota; Mucoromycetes; Mucorales; Radiomycetaceae
Exons: 1
Coding region: 361-1032 (223 amino acids)
Source: RefSeq, a predicted model, not a curated record
CACGCUCCAAUAAUCCGUCGCUUAAUUACUUUGCCGAAUUGAAUGAUUCCUUUCCGCGAAAGUCAGUGGGCAUAACUUUCUUUUUUUGUUUUGUUUUUGUUCUUGAUACCCAAAAUUUAUCAUUGCAUCUCUUUGCUUGGCACAUUUUUUUCCUACUUUAUCUUCAUUUAAUUCCUAAUUCACCUGGGAAAAAAAAAAUCAAACAACCCACUACCAAGGAAACCUUGCUGUUACUCUAUCCAAGCAAGAGAUUACGUGCGUUCAUCGACCCCAAGUUCACCCAUAUUCCACCGCUUCUAUUAAUUUCAUUAUUCACACCUGCUUUAUUCAUUUCGAGAGACAAGAGACUGUAAUUCGCUAAUGGAUGAGGCGACUUCUUCCAGCGAUACUGGGAACCCCAAGCUUCAAUGGCUUAUCGUGCUUGCUCCAGUAGUGGGAGCCAUGAUCCUUUACCUGGCUCUAAGGAUUCGGAAUGCACGUCAUCGAAGUAAACAGACGGUUGUGGAUACAGAAGCAAGGGCUGAGAUGUCGCCAUCAAGGCCGAUGGUUUCUAUUUCAUCGGCUUCCGAUCUCCCUAUUGGAUACACUCCUUCAAUGCCUCCUCCUUCUUUUACCGCCCAUACUCUGGGUCGUGAUGACCGUGGCCGGAUUCACAUUCCCUCACGGCCAUUGAUUCGGUUUUCAACCGCUUCCUUAUUCCACUAUCCUCAAGGUUCCACCGCAUCUCUCGGCACAUCGUCCACCUCAUCCUCUUACUUUUGGCGACGGUUUCAUCGAGCUGGACCCGAAAGCCGGCGUCCAUCCCAACCACGAAGAGAACGAAGACGCCGACGACGAGAUCGAACCCCACCCACACCACCGCCUAUUUAUUCAGGAUCGCCUCCCCCCAACUACGAAGACAUUAUGCAACCACGGUCAGAAGCCGAACCAUCGUCACGAACAGAUACCGAACGAACAGUGAAUGACCAAGCUGAAGAUGAACCUUUGGUCCACCUUCAGCAGCGCCUGGCUUCUUCGGACCCCAAUGCAUAGUGUCUACUCAACCUUUUUUUUUUUUAUCCUACAAUUUUCCCUCGGUUGUCUCUCGCAUUUACGACCCAUGACGUUGCACAAACAUGGACAACGCACUUGGAAGAGCUGUCGUGUCAUUAGAAUUUCCGGUGCAAAACACAUUCAUCCGUGAACUGGGAAAACCAAACUCGAUCGGCCUUUGAACUUUUGCUCAUGGAUGCAUAAAAACAGAACCUGCUGUUGGUUCUUGUCGCAUGCCGGUGUUCGUGCCGCUUCCACGUUAUGUGCAACCUUUUCGCCUACUUUAGCAUUCAUUAUCAUCCAUCAUAUUCAGCAAACACAUACAUACAGUCAUUUCAGAAAGUAAAAAAAGAAAAAAGUCCACGGUUAAGAAUGAUGGUCAAUGGAUCCAAAAUAAAGAUCUUUAAAAACGUGCC